Molecule: messenger RNA, 4525 nt
Organism: Castor canadensis (American beaver)
Lineage: Eukaryota; Metazoa; Chordata; Mammalia; Rodentia; Castoridae
Gene: Pcdh17
Product: protocadherin 17
Biological process (GO): homophilic cell-cell adhesion
Cellular component (GO): plasma membrane
Molecular function (GO): calcium ion binding
Source: RefSeq, a predicted model, not a curated record
AGAGAGAGAGAGAGAGAGAGAGAGAGAAAGAAAGAAAUAAGAAAAAAAUACGCUUGGCUGGGAGAUGCAAUCGGCCGCCGCUGCUGCUGCCACAGCCAGCAAUGCAAGAUUAGAUUUCUAAAUGCAGCAAAACACUGCCUGAAAACUGACUAGCCUGAGCAGGAAGCAGACAUUUCACAGUGCACCGGCGAAGCUUCAAAAAUUGUCUGUGACUCUUUUCGUCGUUGUUCCUCAUUCUCAUCAAUUUCAUCAAGGGAAACGUGUAACAAGUAAGGAUUUCACUUUCCGAUCUGCCUGGAGACACACCUCCCCAAACCCUCCCCCACCCGAUGUGAAGAGUAUUCCGUAGGCAACCGGCGGGAGUGGAUUUGCAGCGCCCUAGCGGGAGCGAGGAAAACCUACGGAUUCUUGAGCUCAUUAUCAUCCCUCCCAGACUCGAUUUCCUUCUUAUCGCCGGCGUCAUCGCGCAAGUUUGAACAUUCUGAAGUCCAGGCGGGAGAGACAAAGCCUCGGGCUCGCCCUGAACUGCAGGGAGCCGCCGCCUUGCUCCGAGCCUCUGCAGCUCCUCUCUGCCGCUAAUCUUAGCCCAGUGCGGAUGCUGUAGAUCAACAGGUUCGGGGAACUUGAGCGGAAUAAGGAGAGACUGCUUGGUGCCGCAGCCCUGGUGCGGAGGGAAGGAAGGACCUACAGACUUGUGGCUGGCUUCGCGUGCGCAAGCUCCUCCCGGGCCCUAGGCUGGCGCGCACCCAUCCGUUCGCCCCUCCAUUCCGGCUGCUCCUGCCCCCACCCCACCGGUCUGGGAUGUACCUUUCCAUCUGUUGCUGCUUUCUUCUAUGGGCCCCUGCCCUGACACUCAAAAACCUCAACUAUUCAGUGCCGGAGGAGCAAGGGGCCGGCACGGUGAUCGGCAACAUCGGCAAAGAUGCUCGACUGCAGCCCGGGAUUCCCCCGGCUGAGCGCGGUGGCAGCGGCGGGCGAAGCAAAUCCGGCAGCUACCAGGUGCUGGAGAACUCCGCGCCGCACCUGCUGGACGUGGACGCCGAUAGCGGGCUCCUCUACACCAAGCAGCGCAUAGAUCGUGAGUCCUUGUGCCGCCACAAUGCCAAAUGCCAGCUGUCUCUGGAGGUGUUCGCCAACGACAAGGAAAUCUGUAUGAUCAAGGUAGAAAUUCAGGACAUCAACGACAAUGCUCCCUCCUUCCCCUCGGACCAGAUAGAAAUGGACAUUUCGGAGAACGCAGCUCCCGGCACCCGCUUCCCACUUACCAGUGCUCAUGACCCAGACGCGGGGGAAAACGGUCUCCGCACUUAUCUGCUCACGCGCGAUGACCACGGCCUCUUUGCACUGGACGUAAAAUCCCGCGGCGACGGCACCAAGUUCCCAGAGCUGGUUAUUCAAAGGGCGUUGGACCGCGAGCAGCAGAACCACCACACACUGGUGCUGACUGCCCUGGAUGGAGGCGAGCCGCCGCGCUCCGCCACGGUGCAGAUCAACGUAAAGGUGAUCGACUCUAACGACAACAGUCCGGUCUUCGAGGCGCCAUCCUACUUGGUGGAACUGCCCGAGAAUGCCCCGUUGGGAACCGUGGUCAUUGAUUUGAACGCCACCGACGCUGAUGAGGGCCCCAAUGGUGAAGUGCUCUACUCCUUUAGCAGCUACGUGCCCGACCGCGUGCGGGAGCUCUUCUCCAUCGACCCGAAGACCGGCUUGAUCCGUGUUAAGGGCAACCUGGACUAUGAGGAGAACGGGAUGCUGGAGAUCGACGUGCAGGCCAGAGAUCUGGGACCUAACCCAAUCCCGGCCCACUGCAAGGUCACAGUCAAGCUCAUCGACCGCAACGACAACGCGCCGUCCAUCGGUUUCGUCUCCGUGCGCCAGGGGGCGCUGAGCGAGGCAGCCCCGCCCGGCACAGUCAUAGCCCUGGUUCGGGUCACUGACCGAGACUCGGGCAAAAAUGGGCAACUGCAGUGUCGAGUCCUGGGUGGAGGAGGGACAGGCAGCGGUGGUGGCCUUGGUGGGCCCGGGGGUUCUGUCCCCUUCAAGCUUGAGGAGAACUAUGACAACUUCUAUACCGUGGUGACUGACCGUCCAUUGGACCGCGAGACACAGGACGAAUACAACGUGACUAUCAUUGCGCGGGACGGAGGUUCGCCUCCACUCAAUUCCACCAAAUCGUUUGCAGUCAAGAUUCUGGACGAGAAUGACAACCCUCCUCGUUUCACCAAAGGGCUGUAUGUGCUUCAAGUGCAUGAGAACAAUAUUCCAGGAGAAUACCUGGGUUCCGUGCUCGCCCAGGACCCCGACCUGGGCCAAAACGGCACAGUGUCCUACUCCAUUCUCCCCUCUCACAUCGGCGAUGUGUCCAUCUACACCUAUGUGUCUGUAAACCCCACGAAUGGAGCCAUAUACGCUCUGCGCUCCUUUAACUAUGAGCAGACUAAAGCUUUUGAGUUCAAGGUGCUUGCUAAAGAUUCAGGAGCGCCCGCGCACUUGGAGAGCAACGCCACGGUGAGGGUGACGGUGCUAGAUGUGAAUGACAAUGCACCAGUGAUCGUGCUGCCUACGCUGCAGAACGACACGGCGGAGCUGCAGGUCCCACGCAACGCUGGCCUGGGCUACCUGGUGAGCACAGUGCGCGCCUUGGACAGCGACUUUGGCGAGAGCGGGCGUCUCACCUAUGAGAUUGUGGACGGCAACGACGACCACUUGUUUGAGAUCGACCCGUCCAGUGGCGAGAUCCGCACCCUGCACCCUUUCUGGGAGGACGUGACACCCGUAGUAGAACUGGUGGUGAAGGUGACAGACCACGGCAAGCCCACCCUGUCCGCAGUGGCCAAGCUCAUUAUUCGCUCUGUGAGCGGCUCCCUGCCCGAGGGAGUGCCUCGAGUGAACGGCGAGCAACACCACUGGGACGUGUCCCUGCCGCUCAUCGUGACUCUGAGCACUAUCUCCAUCAUCCUCCUAGCGGCCAUGAUCACCAUCGCUGUCAAGUGCAAACGCGAGAACAAGGAGAUUCGCACUUACAACUGCCGCAUCGCUGAGUACAGCCACCCGCAGCUGGGCGGGGGAAAGGGCAAGAAGAAGAAAAUCAACAAAAAUGAUAUCAUGCUGGUGCAGAGCGAGGUGGAGGAGAGGAACGCCAUGAACGUCAUGAACGUGGUGAGCAGUCCCUCCCUGGCCACCUCCCCCAUGUACUUCGACUACCAAACCCGCCUGCCCCUCAGCUCACCCCGAUCGGAGGUGAUGUAUCUUAAACCAGCCUCCAACAACCUGACUGUCCCCCAGGGGCACGCAGGCUGCCACACCAGCUUCACCGGACAAGGGACUAAUUCGAGCGAGACCCCCGCCACUCGGAUGUCCAUAAUUCAGACAGACAAUUUUCCCGCAGAGCCCAAUUACAUGGGCAGCAGGCAGCAGUUUGUUCAAAGUAGCUCCACGUUUAAGGAUCCAGAAAGAGCCAGCCUGAGAGACAGUGGGCACGGGGACAGUGAUCAGGCUGACAGUGACCAAGACACUAACAAAGGCUCCUGCUGUGACAUGUCUGUUAGGGAGGCACUCAAGAUGAAAACUACUUCAACUAAAAGCCAACCACUUGAACAAGAACCAGAAGAGUGUGUUAAUUGCACAGAUGAAUGCCGAGUGCUUGGUCAUUCUGAUAGGUGUUGGAUGCCACAGUUCCCUGCAGCCAAUCAGGCUGAAAAUGCAGAUUAUCGCACAAAUCUCUUUGUACCAACAGUUGAAGCUAAUGUUGAGACUGAGACUUACGAAACUGUGAAUCCCACUGGGAAAAAGACUUUUUGUACAUUUGGAAAAGACAAACGAGAGCACACUAUUCUCAUUGCCAAUGUUAAACCUUAUUUAAAAGCCAAACGUGCCCUGAGCCCUCUCCUCCAAGAGGUCCCCUCAGCAUCCAGCAGCCCAACCAAGGCAUGUAUCGAGCCUUGCACCUCAACAAAAGGUUCCCUGGAUGGUUGUGAAGCAAAACCUGGAGCCCUGGCCGAAGCAAGCAGUCAGUACUUACCCACUGACAGUCAAUAUCUGUCACCCAGUAAGCAACCGAGAGACCCUCCCUUCAUGGCUUCUGAUCAGAUGGCAAGGGUCUUCGCAGAUGUGCAUUCCAGAGCAAGCCGGGAUUCCAGUGAGAUUGGUGCUGUCCUGGAGCAGCCUGAACACCCCAACAGGGAUCUGGGCAGAGAGUCCAUGGAUGCAGAGGAAGUUGUGAGAGAAAUUGAUAAGCUUUUGCAGGACUGCCGAGGGAAUGACCCUGUGGCUGUAAGAAAAUGAGAAGGAAAAAAAAAGUGCAUUGGCAUUUUCUUAUCUCUUCUGUUGAGUUAAAAAUGAUCACUUCUGGUGACAACCCAUUUUACAGGGAUGGAGAAAGACCAAUGCUACUUAAGGCUUUUAGUGAACAUCUGAAGUGCCCACAGUAUGUUCUUUUCACUGCUGUUUCUUUUUGAGAAAUAACAAUGAUUUUGUUUUGACCAAACUUAUAUUAGGACAGAAUUAAUGAUGCUUAAAGAGAAAA